ACCAUUUCCAGACUGUCUCCAGUCCACAAUGUCAUCUUCUUUCAAGACCUGCUGGAUCUCUCUACACCGAAACAUUAAACUCUUUUUCCAUCAAAUGAGAAGAAGAAAACACAAGAGAUUGUCAUCUGGUUUUGAUUUGUUAACCUCAUCCUUCACAACCAUGGAAGAGUCGAACCAAUAUAGACAAGUUUUCAAGGUGAUGGACGCAAAUGGUGAUGGGAAAUUAUCAGCAUUAGAACUAAGUGAAGUCCUUGUUUGCCUAGGUUAUGAUAAGUCGAAAGCCACCAAAGAAGCUCAAGUAAUGGUGUCGCAGAUAGACUACAACGGAGAUGGCUUCAUUGACUUGGAUGAAUUCAUGGAUGCAGUUCACAGUGAUAGCAAAGAAGAUUAUCUAAUGGAUGCUUUUCUCAUUUUUGAUACUGACAAGAACGGACUGAUCUCGGCGAGAGAGUUGCGAAGAGUUCUAAAUAACCUUGGAAGUGAUAAUUGCAGCCUUCAAGAUUGCCGGCGUAUGAUACAAGGAGUAGACAAGGACGGAGAUGGCUUCGUCAAUUUUGAAGAAUUUCGUUCAAUGAUGUCUCAUAAUAACUAAACAUAUAAUUAGCUAGUUCCUUUCUGGUACGCAAAUUAUCUUCUCAAUUUCAUGUAAUUAAUUAUCGACUUAUGAGUACUUGAAGAGUGGUGAUUCUAGUC
Molecule: messenger RNA, 693 nt
Organism: Pistacia vera
Lineage: Eukaryota; Viridiplantae; Streptophyta; Magnoliopsida; Sapindales; Anacardiaceae
Product: probable calcium-binding protein CML23
Exons: 1
Coding region: 29-592 (187 amino acids)
Molecular function (GO): calcium ion binding
Source: RefSeq, a predicted model, not a curated record